CCUCCGCCCGCGGCUGUCAGUGUCGCCUGGAAAGGGAAGCGCGGCGCGGGCCAGUCGCUGCCCGGCCACCCUCGAGCUUGCCCGCCGCAGCGGCCGGAGCGUUUGCUUUGCAGCGCCAGAGGCGACCGGAUCGCGGCCCGCCUGGCAUCGCCCCCUCCGGACUGAGCCAGGGCGCCGGAUCCGGGCUGGCACCGCUUCGCGGAGUCGCUCCUGCGCCUUGCAAGGAGGCGCCUCGCUGCUCCCUUCUCCCGGUGCAAAGAGGCAGGAAACUUUGCCCCCCUCCGGAGAGCGGGGCGGUGGAGGCAGCUGGCUGCAAGGGGGCGUCUGCAGAGGGCAGCCAGCGAGCGAGCAUGCUUCGCGCGAGGGAAGAGGGGGCGCCUUGAGUCUCCUUGACGACCUCUUCGCUCUCCUUGGGCGAUUCGAGCAGCCGCCGGGGGGACCACAUCUCCUGCCCACCUCGUCGCCGCCGGACCCCCCAUUUGCCGUCUAAACAGCCCAAAGCGCAAAGGCUCGUCUGGAGGAAAAGUUGGCAGAGGAGCGGCUUGUUGGCUGAGCUGGUCGAGCAAUGGGCAGCACGGCCAUGGACACCAAGAAGAAAGAUGCUGCGGCUUCCAGCGGCAAGAAGAACUCGGGCCAGAAGAGACGCGUGCUGCGCGUGCACAUCCCGGAUCUUAGCUCCUUUGCGAUGCCAUUCCUGGAUGGAGAUGUGGACAGUUCAGAGAAACAUGCAUCGCGGAAGGCAGAAGACUGCUACAGCACGGGCAGCCCUUCCAAAGGACUUUUCCCGAAGGGGCUCCAGAGCCGGCCUUCCAGCCCUGCCUCAGCCCCUGUCAAAUCUAAGCACAGUCCGGGCUCGCCCAAAACGGUGUUCCCAUUCCCGUACCAGGAGUCCCCUCCGCGCACCCCUCGCCGGAUGAGCUUCAGUGGCAUCUUCCGGUCUUCCUCCAAAGACUCUUCCUCCCCCUCCUCAAACUCAUCUACCUCUCCUGGUGGCAUCAAGUUCUUCUCCAGGUCGAGAAAAACUUCUGGCCUCUCCUCUUCUCCAUCGACCCCAACCCAAGUGACCAAGCAGCCGACAUUUCCUCUGGAAUCUUAUAAGCAUGAACCUGAGAGGCUAGAAGCCCGGCUUCACGCCUCCUCAUCUCCCCCGGAUACGGGCCAGAGAUUCGGUCUGCCCCCAGGACAAAGCCUGCCCAGGCCUCCCACGCCUGCGUCCACCCCCUGCGCUACCUCAAAAGCCCCCCCGCCGGCCGCCUCCGAAGGGAUGCUGGAGAAACUGGAACUCGAGGAUGAAGCUGUCGGUGAAUCGGAAAGUGAUAUUUACAUGAGAUUCAUGAGGUCACACAAGUGUUAUGACAUUGUUCCAACGAGCUCAAAGCUUGUUGUCUUUGACACUACAUUGCAGGUAAAGAAGGCCUUCUUUGCCCUGGUGGCAAAUGGUGUUCGAGCAGCUCCAUUGUGGGAGAGUAAGAAACAAAGUUUUGUAGGAAUGUUAACUAUUACAGAUUUCAUUAAUAUACUGCAUAGAUACUAUAAAUCGCCAAUGGUACAAAUCUAUGAAUUAGAGGAGCACAAGAUUGAAACAUGGAGGGAGCUUUAUUUACAAGAAACCUUUAAGCCUUUAGUGAAUAUUUCACCAGAUGCAAGCCUUUUUGAUGCUGUGUAUUCACUGAUCAAAAACAAAAUCCACAGAUUGCCAGUUAUUGACCCUGUGAGUGGAAAUGCACUUUAUAUACUUACCCAUAAAAGAAUCCUCAAGUUCCUCCAGCUUUUUGUGUCAGAAAUGCCAAAGCCUGCCUUUAUGAAGAAAAAUCUGGAUGAGCUUGGGAUAGGAACAUACCACAACAUCGCCUUUAUACACCCAGACACUCCUAUCAUUAAAGCCUUGAAUAUAUUUGUAGAUAGAAGGAUAUCGGCUCUACCUGUUGUGGAUGAGUCAGGAAAAGUUGUAGAUAUUUAUUCCAAAUUUGAUGUAAUAAAUCUUGCUGCUGAAAAAACUUAUAAUAACUUAGAUAUCACAGUGACACAAGCCCUUCAACACCGCUCUCAGUAUUUUGAAGGUGUGGUGAAGUGCAGUAAGCUGGAAACGCUGGAGACCAUUGUGGACCGGAUAGUUAAAGCUGAGGUUCAUCGAUUGGUGGUAGUAAAUGAAGCAGAUAGUAUUGUUGGUAUCAUCUCCCUCUCUGAUAUCCUACAAGCAUUAGUGCUGACGCCAGCAGGUGCCAAACAGAAGGAAAGUGAAACUGAAUGAUUGUUGUGAACACAGAAGCAUUUGUAGAGGAUCUUGAAUAAUGUUGCUGGGUCAUAUUUGCCUCAAGAAUGCUGAUGGGCAGUAGAGAAGAGCAAAAUGGUGAUGAGAAUGUGUGUCUUGGGACUGAGUGAUGGGUAACUAGUCUAUUAUUCCCCAGUGGUCACUGCAGAACAAGCCGCAUGACAAAAAAGCUUAUGUAUUAAAAAAAGGCUUGCAUUUCAAAAUGUUUGCUGAAAGACUUCACAUGAUGUUCUUCAUCUAAAAUGCAAUGUAUCCUGAAACAAUACCAUUUUUGUAUUUGAUAGAAGUCACUGGUCAGCAACCGAUCUCUGACAUAAGGCAAGUGAAUGGCAUAUUCAUAUCAUAGUGCCUUAUGUCAAAAAGCCAACGAUAUGUCAUCACAGUUGCCCAUCACGACAGGAGGAAGUAAUGUGCUAAACAAGACACUGAAUUUGAAUGUUCAAGUCGCUAAACCUAAAACCAAAUCAGUUUCAGUUAUCAUUAGAUUUGUCAUAAGAACUGUAAUUUGAAUAUCAGUAGAUUACUUUAAAACUUUAAUGACAAUGUGUGUGUUUUUCAAAUGUUGCAUUCUGAACCAAGAUGGUUAAAAAAGACUGAUCUAAAAACCAGCUUUAUUUAUUUUUAUUUUCUUGCAAUUUUUUACACAUCUUUUGGUGGAUAGCUAAAACUUCACCAUAUCCAUUAAUAAAACAUUGAUUGUUAUA
Eublepharis macularius is the source of this 2976-nucleotide messenger RNA. It is a transcript of the gene PRKAG2, whose product is annotated as protein kinase AMP-activated non-catalytic subunit gamma 2. The transcript has 16 exons. The coding region runs from base 566 to 2251 and encodes 561 amino acids. NCBI's taxonomy places the organism in Eukaryota, Metazoa, Chordata, Lepidosauria, Squamata, Eublepharidae. The record is from RefSeq and is a predicted model, not a curated record.